AAUGAUGUCACAAUAUUUUGUGGCUUGUAACAAAAUGAAAGCCAAUAAGGAGAGGGAGAUUGAGCACUGUCCAAUCAGUGAAGAGAAAAGCUCUACGAGCUUCGUGCAGGGAUCCAGUGGAGAGAGAGAGUGCCAGAAAUCUGCCAAGUCCUCGUGCCAAAAACUUUUCACCCACAGACGAAUGCGUCCAAGCCAUCUUAAGUUAAGAAUUGAAUCUCGAGGAGUAAUACAUCACAAAGUAGAUAUUACUAGGAAUCCCCGUUACUCAUAGAGGUAGAGUUUUCCAUAGUGCAAUUCCAGGGAAGUCAGUGGAAAUUGUCUGUGGAAUAAACCCACUGGAAAGGUUCGGGUGGUGAGGAUGGACCGAGCCCCAAGCUCCAGCCCAAGUGGCACUAGUCAAACAUCACAACCUACCCAACAUGAACCCAUCAGCUUCGGUAUUGACCAGAUUCUCAGCGGCACCGAUCAAGAGUCACAGCAGAACUCGACCAGGAAUAGUUCCGAGAGUAGCAGCAGCGCGAGCGGAGGCAGUUACCAUCUCGGCAGCCCAACGGGAGCGAGCGCAACGCCGUACACGACACUAACCGGCACAUUUCAUGGUAUCGCGGCACCAUAUGAGGAAUCCAGUCCAUACGGAGUGAACUUGACCCUUGCACCCGGAGGAGUGAUUAGGGUCCCGGCUCACAGGCCCCUGACCGCGGCCGUGCCUCCACCCAUGGCCAGCGCGGUACCCGGACUUGGGAGCCUCAGUUUUCCCUGGAUGGAGAGCAGUCAACGCUUCGCAAAAGACAGGUUUGCAGCAGCUCUAACGCCCUUUACUGUGGCUCGGCGUAUUGGUCACCCGUACCAGAACCGCACACCACCUAAAAGAAAGAAGCCCCGCACAUCUUUCUCCCGAGUGCAGAUCUGUGAGCUGGAGAAGCGCUUCCACAGACAAAAAUACCUGGCCAGCGCUGAACGAGCAGCCUUGGCCAAAACUCUGAAGAUGACAGACGCCCAGGUCAAAACCUGGUUUCAAAACCGCAGGACCAAGUGGAGACGGCAGACGGCGGAGGAGAGGGAGGCAGAGCGUCAGCAGGCCAACCGGCUGAUGAUUCAACUCCAGCACGAUGCCUUCCAGAAGUCUUUGACUGAUUCAGUUCCAUCAGACCCGCUCUGCAUCCACAACUCAUCACUGUUCGCCCUGCAGAACCUACAGCCUUGGGCGAGCGAGGAGAGUGGCAAGCUUGGAGGAGUGACCGCGCUUGUAUGAGUACCAGAACUCAAGAAGGAAAUGACAUUCUCAUUCUUUUUUGAUGGACUAGGAUGUUGGUUGACCUUAUCUCCGUCCCGAAAGACUAUUUCAUUCGACAAAAAAGUGAGGAACUAAUUAUGGCCAUCCAACAGCGAGCAAACCCAUAUAAAUAAAAAGGUUCUGCGUCGAACGAGCCUCAGCCUCUGAAUAAAUGAUGGCCAUUUUCGAUGGUGUGUCUGUGCGUACAGAGACUUUUAUCCCCAUUAGGGUCAGUUUCAUUGACAAAGUGACCUGUAGAAAGGAACAGGCCAUCUCAGCUGACCCUUUUACAGAUCCACUGAUCUUCUCCUCCAUCCUUUCAUCCCCCCUCCACCACUCAGAACUGUAGAAUACAGAAUUAAUGCAGAAGAGGGAAGUAAUGAUGAUUUAAUUAUUUAUAAUGUGAGUUGCACGACCUAAAAUGCCCCCAAUCUGGCCAUUUGUGGAAAUAAAAGGACACAAACACGCACAAAUAGACACUCUUCAAUCAUCUACUUUUUUUUUUUUUUUUUAAAGCUGGGUAGUAUAUAAAUAUUCAUCUUUUUAAGGGUCAAAAGGAACCAGCUACUUUUUAUUUUUUUUUAUGAAACCACAUCCCAACCGUAUGAGGAAUCGCAUGAAACGUCCAGAAGAGAGGCAUAUGACGUCAUACGGGGCUGUUGCAAUAUACUUUAUCGGUUAGAUUUAUUCAGCAGUAACUGCAGCUCAGAAACUCCUCAGAAACAUGCUUCGAUGGCUGAAUGUUGUGUGUCAGAGAGAAAGAACAAUUCAGAUGAAACAAGGGUUUGUUAAAUGCCCCUGUGAUGUAGGUGUGCUGUUGCAUUCCAAACUCUUUAUUAUACUUUGUAUUUGAUAAAUAUGUAAAUAGCAAACAAAAAGUAAUAAACAUUCUGUUUUGGCAUUAACACAAAA
Messenger RNA from Ctenopharyngodon idella (grass carp), 2185 nucleotides. RefSeq names its product T cell leukemia homeobox 3b (gene tlx3b). Bases 359 to 1252 code for a protein of 297 amino acids. Gene Ontology annotation, cellular component: nucleus. Gene Ontology annotation, biological process: regulation of transcription by RNA polymerase II; animal organ development. NCBI's taxonomy places the organism in Eukaryota, Metazoa, Chordata, Actinopteri, Cypriniformes, Xenocyprididae. The transcript has 3 exons. The record is from RefSeq and is a predicted model, not a curated record. Gene Ontology annotation, molecular function: DNA-binding transcription factor activity, RNA polymerase II-specific; RNA polymerase II cis-regulatory region sequence-specific DNA binding.